Molecule: messenger RNA, 7666 nt
Organism: Thalassophryne amazonica
Lineage: Eukaryota; Metazoa; Chordata; Actinopteri; Batrachoidiformes; Batrachoididae
Gene: yeats2
Product: YEATS domain containing 2
Biological process (GO): chromatin remodeling; regulation of transcription by RNA polymerase II
Cellular component (GO): NuA4 histone acetyltransferase complex
Molecular function (GO): histone binding
Source: RefSeq, a predicted model, not a curated record
ACAUAGGGCCAAACAUGCAUUAUUUAGCCUCCAUGUUCACCUGGAUAUUUAUUAACAGGAGCCUGUGAUGUUUAUUUAGUAAAACGUUACGGAUGUGCUGUAACGGAAUUAAAGAUUACUCCCCAGACAGAAACGUAACUCCACAGCGCUUCUCCAGCAACCAUGUCAGGAAUUAAAAGAAAACUAGAGGGCAGUGAUCCCGACUAUGAAGAUAUUUCCAUGGUUCAAGAUUGUAAAAGAAACAAAGUGGCUGAAGAUAAUGCCCGUGAGGAAACAGUACAGAAGAUCGAAGCCAUCAUCAGAGAACAGUUUUCUUUAGAGAUGAAGAACAAAGAGCAUGAGAUAGAUGUGAUUAGUCAGCGACUCAAUGAAGCCAGGAGAAUGAUGGACAAGCUAAGGGCAUGCAUAGUAGCCAAUUAUUAUGCCAGUGCUGGAAUGACAAAGGUUCCAGGGGCCAGUAAGAGUGAUGCUGCGGGUCUGAACCAUCCUGCCAUCAAGCGCUUCCUGGAGUCGCCAUCCCGUUCCUCUUCCCCUCUCAACCAGGGCUCUGAGACUCCAUCUCUGGUCCACUCAGAGUCUGAAUCUAUUUCACAGCAAGGAGAGGGUGCAGAGAGGGAUGGAGACGUCGUGUGGGGAGAAGAAAAUGGCAGGAAGGAACACAGACCUGGACGCAAUACAGGCAAAGACACAUUUGGUGUGCAGUCAUCUGUAACAGCUGAACAAAGAGUGACUUACCACACCACUGGAGAUGAGGCAUCUAGACUGUAUGCUAAGAAGACAAUUGUUGUGGGAAAUGUGUCCAAGUACAUUCCCCCAGACAAGCGGGAAGACAAUGACCAGUCAACCCAUAAGUGGAUGGUGUAUGUCAGAGGCUCCAGGAGGGAACCCAGCAUCAACCACUUUGUAAAGAAAGUCUGGUUCUUCUUGCAUCCCAGCUAUAAACCCAAUGACUUGGUGGAAGUCAGUGAGCCUCCUUUUCAUUUAACCCGUCGUGGAUGGGGCGAGUUUCCUGUGAGGAUCCAGAUCCACUUCAAAGACCCUCGCAAUAAACGUAUUGACAUCAUCCACCAACUAAAGCUGGACAGAACAUACACUGGGCUGCAGACGCUGGGGGCAGAAACUGUGGUUGAUGUGGAGCUGCACAGGAACUCACUUGGAGAGGACUACAUCCCUCAGCCCUCUUCCUCCAAAGGGAGUCAAAGAGCAUCUAGUCCAAUGUCAGUCACCUCCAUGACCCACAGCUAUGGACGUCCCAUGUCUCCUAUGUCACAUUAUUCCAUUAUUGAAAAAGCAGAGGCAGGGAGGUCUGCAGCGAGUCAUAGUAUCAGCCUUUCGUGUGGUGAACGCACCCCAACUAGACCCAAAGCCAGUGACCGGAUCACUCUGGGUUCCCAUGGAAACUCUGCAUUCCAGCCUAUCACAGCAAGUUGUAAGAUUGCCCCCCAAAGCCAGGCAUCCAGCCCUGUUGAGUCUCCUGGAAAAUCGUUCCAACCAAUCACCAUGAGCUGCAAAAUAGUGUCAGGUUCCCCACUUUCCACACCAAGCCAUUCGCCACUGCCCCACACAUCGACCCCCUCCACUCCUGUCCAUGCCAAACAGACCUCUUCCUCAGUUCUCAGCAACCCUUACGUUAUUGUUGACAAGCCAGGUCAAGUUACCGGCAUGGCCUCCUCAGGAAGCCCAUCGGCUAAGCAGUCAGCUGCCCAAGGGACUCGGUCUCCUGCCCCCAAAGUUCACACAGGGACCUUCCUCUCCUCAGGCGUGAAGGUUAUUAUCAAGCAGGAACCAGGGGAGGUUUCAACACAACAGCAGCAGAUGGUUUCUACAGUAACCAACCAACAGCAACCUGCUGCUUCAGCAGCACACCAGUUUGUCACAGUGAAGGGAGGCCACGUGAUCUCCAUGUCAGGCCAGAAACAGUCAGGAGGGGCCACAACUAGUAAAAUGUUUGGUAUUCCAGUUAGCUCAACACUCCAGUCUGCAGUCAGACAGGUGGCUAUUGGCAGUGGGCAAAUUCUGGUUGCCAAGGGCAGUUCCUCUGCCUCAAAGGUGAUAGGUGGCAAGCAGGUAUUGGCUCAGGGAGUUGCAAAGGCCAUCGUAACUGGACCCAGUGGCUUCUCUGGUCAGCAAACUGCCUCCAAAGGAGGAGGAUCAGGAGGCAGUAAGAGUGGAGUGAUGGCUACCCUUCAGCUGCCAGCCAACAACCUGGCUAAUCUGGCCAGUUUGCCUCCGGGCACCAAGCUCUAUCUGACCACCAACAGUAAGAGCCCAUCGGGGAAGGGAAAGCUACUCCUCAUCCCACAGGGUGCUAUCCUCCGAGCCUCCAGUGCAGGUCAGCAUUCCCAGAGCAGCUCAUCGGCAGGUACCGGAGGCUCUCAGACUACCAGCUCCUCUUCCUCGUCAAGCAGUCAGCCUUCUAAUCUCUCCUACACAUCCUAUAUCCUUAAACAGACCCCCCAGGUAACUCAAAACGCAUACAUAAUGUCGUACAAACAUUACAGAUGUGCCUUUUUUCUAAACGUUUUUUUCUUACCUCACUUUGUUGACCCAGCUGGCACAUUUCUGGUGGCCAGCCAGGACAGAGGUUCAGGGAAGCAGGGUGGCUCCAGUUCAACAGGUCAUACAUCAUCUUCAGCGAGUGUUACCCAACAGGCCAUCCGAGUGACGCCUGGACAGAAGGCAGCCAUUCUGGCUCAGGUUGCUGACGGAGGGAAGUCUGCUUCUCAGCACCCAUCACUCUUGGUGGCAGCCAACCAAGCAGCAGUUAUCAAUGCAGCCAAGAGUGCCAGUGCUGCUGCUGGCAGCAACCUGUCAAAGGGUGUUAUGGCAACUUUAAUCAAGAGUGCGGGCAGCUCUGCCACGUUGACCAAAGGUGCUGCCGGUUCAACUGGGAGUAUAGUAACAGUUGCAAAAGGUGUCACCAGCAUGCCAGGCAUCAGUAUGUCUAAAGGAGGAGGGACGGGGAAUGUGGGGGGUGUGCCUAAAAGUGCCAAUACGUCAUUGGUCACAGCAGCUUCUCUAGUCAGCGGUAUGGCAGCAGGAGGCGGAAAGACGGCUGCCACUCUCUCAGGUAUGCUGAAGAUCCACUCUGGGGGCUCCAGCUCCCAGCAGACAGUCUUGACAAUUCCUGCCAACCAGCUCAAACAGCUGGGUUGUCAGUGCUGGGUCCGGAGGGCUGCAGACCAUUCUCAUGCCUGUUGGAAAAGGCCCAGUCUCCAGUACUCCUUCAUCUGUCAGCACACCCCAGGAGCAGGUGGAGCCGGAGCCUCUCCAGGUCCUGGUGGCCAGGCUGCCACCUCACUUGCUGUGUCUUUGGCACAAGUAAAGAUGGAGCCAGGUGCUGGCACAGCUGGCCUGGUGCCACCGGUGACCGCUUCUGCUCUCAGCAUUGUACACGGUGCCUCAACCAUGACUGCUGUCAAGCAAGAGCAAGGGCUGGAUAAUUCAACACAUGACCUCAUCAAUACUGAGCACAUAGAGACCAUGAUGCAGCUGCUGACAGCUGUGGUGAAGAAGUUCCCUCUGAUUGUGCCAAAUAAGAUUCCCAUUUUCCUAACAGCAGAGGCAGGGAGGUCUGCAGCGAGUCAUAGUAUCAGCCUUUCGUGUGGUGAACGCACCCCAACUAGACCCAAAGCCAGUGACCGGAUCACUCUGGGUUCCCAUGGAAACUCUGCAUUCCAGCCUAUCACAGCAAGUUGUAAGAUUGCCCCCCAAAGCCAGGCAUCCAGCCCUGUUGAGUCUCCUGGAAAAUCGUUCCAACCAAUCACCAUGAGCUGCAAAAUAGUGUCAGGUUCCCCACUUUCCACACCAAGCCAUUCGCCACUGCCCCACACAUUCACCCCCUCCACUCCUGUCCAUGCCAAACAGACCUCUUCCUCAGUUCUCAGCAACCCUUACGUUAUUGUUGACAAGCCAGGUCAAGUUACCGGCAUGGCCUCCUCAGGAAGCCCAUCGGCUAAGCAGUCAGCUGCCCAAGGGACUCGGUCUCCUGCCCCCAAAGUUCACACAGGGACCUUCCUCUCCUCAGGCGUGAAGGUUAUUAUCAAGCAGGAACCAGGGGAGGUUUCAACACAACAGCAGCAGAUGGUUUCUACAGUAACCAACCAACAGCAACCUGCUGCUUCAGCAGCACACCAGUUUGUCACAGUGAAGGGAGGCCACGUGAUCUCCAUGUCAGGCCAGAAACAGUCAGGAGGGGCCACAACUAGUAAAAUGUUUGGUAUUCCAGUUAGCUCAACACUCCAGUCUGCAGUCAGACAGGUGGCUAUUGGCAGUGGGCAAAUUCUGGUUGCCAAGGGCAGUUCCUCUGCCUCAAAGGUGAUAGGUGGCAAGCAGGUAUUGGCUCAGGGAGUUGCAAAGGCCAUCGUAACUGGACCCAGUGGCUUCUCUGGUCAGCAAACUGCCUCCAAAGGAGGAGGAUCAGGAGGCAGUAAGAGUGGAGUGAUGGCUACCCUUCAGCUGCCAGCCAACAACCUGGCUAAUCUGGCCAGUUUGCCUCCGGGCACCAAGCUCUAUCUGACCACCAACAGUAAGAGCCCAUCGGGGAAGGGAAAGCUACUCCUCAUCCCACAGGGUGCUAUCCUCCGAGCCUCCAGUGCAGGUCAGCAUUCCCAGAGCAGCUCAUCGGCAGGUACCGGAGGCUCUCAGACUACCAGCUCCUCUUCCUCGUCAAGCAGUCAGCCUUCUAAUCUCUCCUACACAUCCUAUAUCCUUAAACAGACCCCCCAGGGCACAUUUCUGGUUGGCCAGCCAGGACAGAGUUCAGGGAAGCAGGGUGGCUCCAGUUCAACAGGUCAUACAUCAUCUUCAGCGAGUGUUACCCAACAGGCCAUCCGAGUGACGCCUGGACAGAAGGCAGCCAUUCUGGCUCAGAUGGCAGGAAACUCAAGUGCACAGGUGAAGUUGUCCGACGGCUCUGUUAAGGCAGUAACUGCAGCAACAGCGGGUCACUUAUCCAAGUCUGGAGCAACCACAUUGAGGAUGGCAUCAGGACUCGUCACUGGCGCUAACUCCACAGCAAGUUCCGUCAGCGCGGCCACAGCAGGGAGUCAGCAACAGGUUGCUGACGGAGGGAAGUCUGCUUCUCAGCACCCAUCACUCUUGGUGGCAGCCAACCAAGCAGCAGUUAUCAAUGCAGCCAAGAGUGCCAGUGCUGCUGCUGGCAGCAACCUGUCAAAGGGUGUUAUGGCAACUUUAAUCAAGAGUGCGGGCAGCUCUGCCACGUUGACCAAAGGUGCUGCCGGUUCAACUGGGAGUAUAGUAACAGUUGCAAAAGGUGUCACCAGCAUGCCAGGCAUCAGUAUGUCUAAAGGAGGAGGGACGGGGAAUGUGGGGGGUGUGCCUAAAAGUGCCAAUACGUCAUUGGUCACAGCAGCUUCUCUAGUCAGCGGUAUGGCAGCAGGAGGCGGAAAGACGGCUGCCACUCUCUCAGGUAUGCUGAAGAUCCACUCUGGGGGCUCCAGCUCCCAGCAGACAGUCUUGACAAUUCCUGCCAACCAGCUCAAACAGCUGGGUGUCAGUGCUGGGUCCGGAGGGCUGCAGACCAUUCUCAUGCCUGUUGGAAAAGUUGUGUCUAAAGGCCCAGUCUCCAGUACUCCUUCAUCUGUCAGCACCACCCCAGGAGCAGGUGGAGCCGGAGCCUCUCCAGGUCCUGGUGGCCAGGCUGCCACCUCACUUGCUGUGUCUUUGGCACAAGUAAAGAUGGAGCCAGGUGCUGGCACAGCUGGCCUGGUGCCACCGGUGACCGCUUCUGCUCUCAGCAUUGUACACGGUGCCUCAACCAUGACUGCUGUCAAGCAAGAGCAAGGGCUGGAUAAUUCAACACAUGACCUCAUCAAUACUGAGCACAUAGAGACCAUGAUGCAGCUGCUGACAGCUGUGGUGAAGAAGUUCCCUCUGAUUGUGCCAAAUAAGACUGAAGACUCCCAUCCGUUCUGUGCCUCUUCCACAGAGCAGUAUUAUUCCUGGAACAUUGGAAAGCGCAGAGCGUCAGAGCUUCAGCGAGCCGUUGCAGUAAAGCGGGUUAUCCAAGAUGUUUUGGACCGCUCGCCCCGCCUGCAGGCCCUCUCUCCUCCAAAGACAAGAGAGGUGGUGCAGUGGUGCCGGCAGAGAGGCUACACCCCACCUGACCCAGAGCCCCAACGGAAAAAUGAUGACGAGUCCAUCGAGGACAUCCUCACACAGAUAGACAACGAGCCUGAGUGCCCGUCCACCCUGAGUGGCUGUGAGGAGCUGGUGCUGCGGCUGGAGCAGGUGCAAACCCUGCUGAAGACCGAACCAGAAGAUACAGACAAUGAAAUUGUGGACAUCACCACUGUGACUCCAGCCUGCCAGAAGCUAAAGCUCAAAGAGGAGGAGCAAGACUCUGAUUCUGAGCCCAAGUUCUUCCUCUGCCCCUGCCUGUCCGCUCAGUUUGUCAGUGAAACAGCUCAGCAGAUCGGGGUGACCUUCCAACCGGUGGAAGUGGAGAAGAAUGUAUUCAGUUCGGUGGUUGAAGCCAUGAUUCUGAAGGCUACAGAACAGUUAGCCAGUGACAUCCUGAGAGAAGCUCUGGCUGGAGCUUACACCAAAUCAUCCCAGAACAGGGCUCCGAGAGAGAUCACAGCCAUGAACAUCCACCAGGCGGUCAGCAGCAUCCCCACCUGUGACUUCUUCACCAACGCACACAUGGGUUACAUGGCUAAAGGCAACUGACCCAACAGCACUGACUGACACCAACCGACAGAGGGGCGAGGACUCUGGAUUGCUGCUACAGGAAAAGAGUAAGAGACUUGUGUUAUUAGAUGGUUUUGUUUUUUGUUUUUUUGAAGGGGCUGUUGUGCCCUGGUGUACCUCAUAACAAGAUUAUUGUAAUGAUGAAGUGGUUCCUGUCAGACUGACAGCCAGUAUUUGGGGGAAUGUACCCAGAAUGACUUCCAGGCGUAAGUAAUCACAUCAGACACCUGUCCCCGCCACCACGCUUAAUCUCGCUGCCUCCUCUUCUGCACAGUUGAGGAGAGCGCAGUCUGUUCAUCAACACACAUCAGUCUGAAUCCAAGUUUGAAGUGGAAAUGAUCAAGAUUGUGUCAGUGUUACACAGAUACUUUCCGAAAGUGUCCGACAGCCAACAUGUUGAUGAGAAAAGAAAAAACAAACCAAAAACGGCUGCUGUUAUCGAACGUUCAUAUAGAAGAGAUAACUGAUGUAGAGUACGUAUUCUGGUAAGAUAUUGAACUAAUCUGUUGAGAAAUUUCACAAGUAAAUAAAAUAUAACUGACACUGAAUUCUAGAAAUUUCUUCUUCUUGAAGAAAGUAGGUCAACUGUUUUUAAGAGCUGUUUUUAACAACCGUCAUGUAAUUAUGCACAUAAUAUGUACAUUAUGACCAAGUAGUCCUGUUUUUUUUUUUUUAUCUGAUGUGGACUCCUAAAGUGUAAUUCUGCACCAGUAAAGUGUGUGUCUGUGUUGUUAUGUGGACGUCAUCAUCUUGCACAGUAAUGCGUCGGACAGUAGAUGUGUGUUUCCGAUCAAGUCCGCUGUAAUCCAGCUUUUGCUUUUUCUUAAUGUGUGUGUCGGAUGAGUGCUGCGCGUGGUUGUGAUGCUUUUAGGAGAAACCCAAACAAAUUUCUAUGUUUCAGUGCAAACCAAAAAUAUCAUUGAUACUCUUGUAAUAAAGUCUAAUUAAGGAU